AUGGCCGCGAACUGCGCGGGGGCCGCGGGGACGGCGGGGGGCGGCGGGGCCGCGCUGGGCUCGGCCCUCAGCGCCAGCAAGACCAAGACCAAGAAGAAGCACUUCGUGUGCCAGAAGGUGAAGCUGUUCCGGGCCUCGGAGCCGCUGCUCAGCGUCCUCAUGUGGGGGGCGAACCACACGAUCAACGAGCUCAGCAAUGUCCCCGUCCCUGUCAUGUUGAUGCCCGAUGACUUUAAAGCCUACAGUAAGAUCAAGGUGGACAAUCAUCUAUUCAACAAGGAGAACUUGCCAAGUCGCUUUAAAUUUAAGGAGUAUUGUCCACUGGUGUUCCGGAACCUCCGGGAAAGAUUUGGGAUCGAUGAUCAGGACUACCAGAACUCGGUGACCCGCAGUGCCCCCGUGAACAGCGACAGCCAGGGCCGCUGCGGCGCCCGCUUCCUCACCACCUACGACAGGAGGUUCGUCAUCAAGGCCGUGUCCAGCGAGGACGUGGCAGAGAUGCACAACAUCCUCAAGAAGUACCACCAGUUCAUCGUGGAGUGCCACGGGAACACCCUCCUGCCCCAGUUCCUGGGCAUGUACCGGCUCACGGUGGACGGCGUGGAGACCUACAUGGUGGUCACCAGGAACGUGUUCAGCCACAGGCUGACUGUGCACAGGAAAUACGACCUGAAGGGCUCAACAGUAUCCAGGGAAGCAAGUGAUAAAGAGAAGGCCAAGGAUCUCCCAACGUUCAAAGACAACGACUUCUUGAAUGAGGGUCAGAAGCUGCAUGUUGGAGAAGAGAGUAAAAAGAACUUCCUUGAGAAGCUGAAGCGGGACGUGGAGUUUCUAGCUCAGCUGAAGAUCAUGGAUUACAGUUUGCUGGUUGGGAUCCACGACGUCGACCGGGCAGAGCAGGAGGAGAUGGAAGUGGAGGACCGGGCAGAGGACGAGGAGUGUGAGAACGAUGGUCUGGGGGGAAACCCCAUCUCCUCCUACGGGACCCCCCCGGACAGCCCCGGAAACCUCCUCAACUACCCCCGGUUCUUCGGGCCCGGCGAGUUCGACCCCUCCGUCGACGUCUACGCCAUGAAAAGCCACGAAAGUGCCCCCAAGAAGGAAGUUUACUUCAUGGCCAUCAUAGACAUCCUCACGCCCUACGACGCGAAGAAGAAAGCUGCACAUGCUGCCAAAACAGUGAAACACGGGGCCGGGGCAGAGAUCUCCACCGUGAACCCCGAGCAGUACUCGAAACGCUUCAACGAGUUUAUCUCCAAUAUCCUGGCAUAGUUGUCUUCACCUUCAGCAAGGAAGGAAGAGCAGAGGGGCUCCUUCACCCAGAGAACGCAGCCUGUGACACUCGGACAGACACUGUAGCAGCAUGUGGGGUGUGUGUGGGAUGUGUGUGUGUGGGAUGUGUGGGUGUGGGUGUGCAAGGUGAGUGUGUGGCACUGCGUGACUUCAGAGAAAACUCAUUCUAGGUGCACCCUCCAACAGUCCACUUGACCCAGGAGGAAAAGUGGGAUUUUAUGUUACAGAAGUGCCCAGACAUUUAAGAUUUGAGGGCUUUUUAAACCAAGCAAAGUGCAUUGUUUCAGCACUGCUCUUUCUAGUGACAUUUUCUCCUCUCUGAUCAAGAGGAUCCCAGAGGGAUAUGACGUGGCACUGUAUAAAGGGGUGGCUCUAGAUCAUGUUCAGUGGGAGUGAAGCAGUGCCUGAUUCCACAAACUACUCCUUUUUUUUUUUUUUUAUUUUUAUUUUAUUGGACUGUCUUUACCAGAAAGACAUACAAUCCCUUUUAUUUCCCUCUUGGUAGGAAUUGGAAGGAAAAUAGCUCACCAUUUCAAGGACGGAAACUAUAACUCUGAUAAGGAGGAGUCGCUGAACUUUAGGUAAAUUCAGACUGGGACACUUUAUAUUUUUUGGUUAAUUUAAGUAACAAAAAAAAAAAACAAACUUUUUUUGUAACUGCACUUGAUUUACAAGAAGGACGAGGGAAAUGGAACAUCUACCAAAGAUGAUCUCUUAAAAAAAAAAAAAGGUGUAACUCCUAGAACCUAAAACAAAAACCCACCAGUGUGAGAAGUAGUAGUGGCAUUGACCAACCUCAGCUUAAUGAUGUGCUCGGACCCAUUGUGCUUUCAAUUGGCCAGCUCUGAAGAUUUCCUAAAAGAAAACCAGAAAAAGAAAAGAAGAAAGGCAUUUUGUACCUGUAGAUACGGGAUAACAUUUGACUCUUGGGACGUUUCCCUGUCGCGCCUCGGUCAGGAAUUGCCGCGUCUCUUAGGCCACAGCUGACCAUCACAGUCCUUGCCAGUGUUAAUCUAGCUAAUGUUCAGUCUUCCUUACUCACCCCAUCUGCAACAGGUACUUGAAUUUGUUUCCUGACAGAGGUUCUUGGCUUAGUUGGUUUCUUUUUUUUUCCAAUGGCAAUGUGACUUGCACACGAAGGAAUUGGACUCGCUGCCAGUGGGGAGUGCUGGGAGCUGUGACUGUGGAGCAAAUUCCACUGCUCAGGAGGACUCAGGACUUGAGCUGUGGUUGGUUUUACUCUUCCUCUGCUCCAAAAAAACCCCCUCUCUAGAGCGACAGUCGAGGAGUGGAAAUGUUUGAACACUUUGCGCCAGAUUAUUUUUCCAUCCCCCCCCCGAGGAUUUGGAACCGAUUGGAGUGACUGAAAAACGUCCUGUUUUGUCUCCAGAAUGCUUGUAAUACUUUUCACAGCCAAGCUUGUCGGGCUCGCUUUGGGUUUCGUUAGCUCUGCUGCACAAGUUACAGACACCCCCCCCCCCCUUUUGGUUCUUUUUGGUUUUCAUUUUCCUUUUUUUUCCGAGCAGGAUUCGAGCGUUUUCGAACAAAAAAAAAAAAAACAAACCUCUCGCGGUUUGAAACAUUUGUCGCUUUUCUCUGCCUUGGAACUGUUUUUCACAUAUGCCUUUGUUUCGGGAAUAAGCUUGGCUGGGAUGUCUGUCCUGUGCUGUAACACGUGCUACAGUUUUUGCUGUGUGGAAUUGGGUCCUUUCGAGAGAUAACUUGGUGCUCAUCACAUCCUGGUAAUUUCCCCCUGACUUUUAACGCUGGAUUCUCAAUGUGGGCUUGGGCUUUUGGGGGUUUUUUUGGGGGUUUUUUUGGUUUUUUUUUUUUUUUUUUGGAGUUUCGUGUUCCAUCCCCACAUUUCGUGACGUGAAUCCCGCAGGGUCUCAGCUUGGAAAUGGGACAAAGAAAAGAGGGGGGGCUAAAAAUAAGCCCAACAAGAGUGCACUGUAAAUAGAGUCCUUUAAGAAAUCAAAAAUCAGGGCUUGUGGCAGGGGGGUAUCAAUAUUUUUUUUUUCGGUCAUUCCCUUUGACGUGGGGACAAAUUCCUGGUGCCCCCCCCCUGGAGUCCUUUCCCUGCCCUGGGGGUGUGAACACACCCUUGUCUGGGAGGCUGAAAAGUGUCUUAAGGUGUGUAGCUGGAAAAGCCACAACCCAAAUCGUGCAGCUGUUGAGAAUCCUUUUAAAAAAAA
This is a messenger RNA of Lepidothrix coronata (blue-crowned manakin), 3488 nucleotides long. It is a transcript of the gene PIP4K2B, whose product is annotated as phosphatidylinositol-5-phosphate 4-kinase type 2 beta. Lineage: Eukaryota; Metazoa; Chordata; Aves; Passeriformes; Pipridae. The record is from RefSeq and is a predicted model, not a curated record. Gene Ontology annotation, biological process: phosphatidylinositol metabolic process. The transcript is spliced from 10 exons. Gene Ontology annotation, molecular function: phosphatidylinositol kinase activity. The coding region runs from base 1 to 1272 and encodes 423 amino acids.